Messenger RNA from Linum trigynum, 291 nucleotides. NCBI's taxonomy places the organism in Eukaryota, Viridiplantae, Streptophyta, Magnoliopsida, Malpighiales, Linaceae. The record is from the annotation of a GenBank genome assembly.
AUGGAAAUCCGUUAUGUUUGCUCUCGUUUCUCACAGCAGCCGAUCUUCCUCAAGCAUUCUCGGUCGUUCCCCUCUUUGCAGGGAGUUGAUGGAGCUUUGAGGGUGAAGGGGAAAGAUAAAUGGGAUUUUAAUAAGAGCGAUCUGCCAUUGCCAAUCCUCCGCCGCACCCACUGCCUCGUCCCUUCACCUUCUUCCUUCUCUUCCCACAAUGAAGAAGGAAGAUAUGAGAUUGAUUUGCUGCUGCCAAUCCCCUGCUGCUCUUCUUGUUCGAACAUGGGUUAUUCCGUUUAG